AUGGCUAGUCCCAGCCAUCGCCGCUUUGGCUCUAAUGGCCAGCGCCAAAGCCUCGUCCACAACGAUGGCCUCGAGCUUGGGCCUGUUUAUAACAAGACCUACGGCGCUGAAGAGACGCUUCCUCCUCCAAACACCACCAGCGGCGAGUACAAACGAACCCAGUGGCGGCAAAGUGGUGAAGGCCAGAACAUGAAGCUCUUUAGGAUCAAGAGCGGCGGCGAAAGCGGCCGUAACGGAAUUCAUCCUUAUCACUUUCUGAGAAUCUGCUUUCGCUCUUCUUGCAAAGCCAGCGCAGCCGUCAAUAUCCUCUGGCCUAUUGUUCCCGUUGCUUUGGCUGUUCGGUAUUCUUUGCCAGAAAAACAUGUUCUCAUUUUCAUCCUCUCCUACAUUGCAAUGGCCCCUUGCGCCAACCUCAUUGGAUUCGCUGGCCAAGAGCUUGCUCGCAAACUUCCCCAUGUUCUCGGCGUGCUGAUUGAGACGACGGUUGGUUCUAUCGUCGAGAUCAUCCUCUUCAUGGUUCUACUAUCCAUGAAUCAGUUUCUUGUCAUAAAGGCCGCUAUCCUCGGUUCGAUUUUAGCCACUAUGCUUCUCUGCUUGGGCCUCUGCUUUUUCGUCGGAGGAUUAUACCAUGAGGAACAGAGCUUCAGCGAUACUAUUAGUGAGGCUGGUAGUGGCUUACUUCUCACAGCCGGCGUGGCAUUAGGCAUUCCCACAGUCUUUCAGCGAGGUCUCCCAGAAUCUAACCUGACAACUGAAGAGAUGGCCCACAAGACCCUAAGCAUUUCGCGAAUUGUAUCCGUCCUGCUCAUCAUUGCAUACUGCGUCUUUGUCUUUUUCCAAGCCCGGACGCACCACGGUCUCUACCAUGACAUUUUCGAAAUGGACGAAGAGCGCGACCGCGACGGCCACAAGGACGCCGCCAAGGACAAGCUCACCCUGAUAGAAUGUAUCGUUGCACUGAGUGUUGCCGUUGCACUUGUUACUUUGAUUGCAAUCACCCUUGUCUUGCAAAUCGAGCCCAUCAUCGAGCACUCAAGGGUGUCUGACGCUUUCAUGGGUCUUAUUCUGGUUCCUUUCGUCGAGAAAUUUGCCGAGCACAUCACCGCUAUUGACGAGGCGUGGGACAACCAGAUGAACUUUGCGCUGUCGCAUGUCCUGGGUGCCACUCUUCAGACGGCCCUAUUGAAUGCGCCACUGGUCGUCAUCGUGGCUUGGGGCCGCGAUAAAGCUCUGGAUCUAGACUUUGGCAUCUUUGACCUCGUCAUGCUUAUUCUCGCCAUUCUAACUGUUGGUCGAUUCUUGCAAGAUCAGAAGAGCAACUAUCUCGAAGGCUUCCUCUUGGUGGUUCUUUACGUGGCUAUCGCAGUCUCUGCUUGGUACUAUCCGAAUCCAGGCCACGAGGGAGCCGAAGGAUCUGGCUCUCCAGAAGGUGUAGAAGCUGGCGAGAAAUUCCGCCUUUUUUGA
Molecule: messenger RNA, 1464 nt
Organism: Trichoderma gamsii
Lineage: Eukaryota; Fungi; Ascomycota; Sordariomycetes; Hypocreales; Hypocreaceae
Product: Ca2+:H+ antiporter
Exons: 3
Coding region: 1-1464 (487 amino acids)
Biological process (GO): calcium ion transmembrane transport; intracellular calcium ion homeostasis
Cellular component (GO): fungal-type vacuole membrane
Molecular function (GO): calcium:proton antiporter activity
Source: RefSeq, a predicted model, not a curated record